This is a messenger RNA of Hirsutella rhossiliensis, 1758 nucleotides long. RefSeq names its product transcription factor tos4. Gene Ontology annotation, molecular function: protein binding. NCBI's taxonomy places the organism in Eukaryota, Fungi, Ascomycota, Sordariomycetes, Hypocreales, Ophiocordycipitaceae. The transcript has 2 exons. Bases 1 to 1758 code for a protein of 585 amino acids. The record is from RefSeq and is a predicted model, not a curated record.
AUGGACUCGCCUCCGUCUCUGCCCGCGGCUCAGCAACCACCAGCCCGCCACGACGAGCCCUCUUUGUCGUCAACCUCCCUCUCUGGCGGCAAGCGUCCCGCUCCCUCUCUGCUGCCGGCCUUUGAGCCGCUGUCCUCGUCGCCCGGCCUGCCUCGCCCUCUGAAGCGUCAGAACACGGGCAAGCCUAGCCUCCCCACCCCCGUGCCCACCUCGAGCACCGGCAUCCUCUUCUCCAGCUCGCCUCCCCAGCACGCGUCCCGACGCCGCGGCCUCCAGGCUCGCUUGUCUGCCGCCGCCUCAGCCUCUCCCACAGUUGCUGCCGUCUCGGAGCGUGUCCCUCUCUCUGCCGUGCCCGCCGUCGAGCUGUCCGACAGCGGCGAGACAGUCUUCCUCGGCCGCUCCAGCAACUCGUCGCACGUCCAGCUCUCGGCCAACCGCCUCAUAUCCCGCGUCCAUGUCCUGGCCCGCUACAUCCCCGCUGCGGCUGCGGGCGGAGCCAAAAUUGAGAUUGUCUGCAACGGCUGGAACGGGCUCAAGCUGCACUGCCAGGGCCGCACGUGGGAGCUAUUUAAGGGAGACAGCUUCACCAGCGAGACCGAGUGUGCAGAUGUCAUGGUCGACGUGCUCGACGCACGCGUCAUGAUCCAGUGGCCGAGACGUAGUGGCGUCGGCGGCGAUAACGUCGCUGCCAGCCUCUCCGACUCGUCGAGCUGGGAUGACUCUCCGCCCUCGUCCCACGCCCCUGCCAGCCACUCGCUGCUGAUCCAGUCGUCGCCUCUGCGCCGCUCCACGCGCAUUGCCUCUCCUGAGAGCCCGACCCCGGCUUCGACCGGACGCAUGCCAAUGUCGAGCUCGCAGCGGCUGCAGCAGUCUCUGCUUCUGCCUCCCGGCGGCCACCUUCGCGACCAAGAGGGCAUCCAAAUUUAUGAGGACGAUUCCGACGUCGAGCCUGAGCUUCCGAGCCCCGCCUCGCCGUCUCCGGCUGCCGUGGCCAACCUGAAUGUCGGCGCCAGCAUGCGUACCGAGGCCACGGCGAGCUUCUCGAGCGAGACGCUGAGCGAUGGCGAGGAUCACAACCCGGACGAGGAAAACGACCCCAUCAUCCACUCCUUUGGGCCCUUUGGUGCCGACAUUUCGGGCAGGAUGGCUUCGAUAAUGUCAAAGUCUCCCAAAGCAAUGGCCACCAAGGCGGCAGCUCGUCGACAUGCUCGCAACGCGUCUUUGGGCGAUUCGCUCACCACCUUCUCUGGAGCCGACAACGCGACGCCUUCAUCGCCACGUAACAAGCGCUCAUCGGCGUCGAGUAUUGAGACGGUAGCAGCGCCGUCGCCGGCGGCCGAAGCAGCCGAAACGCCAUCCUCGCCUGAAGGGCCACUGUCGUCCCCGCCACCUUGCCCCAGCCCCAUGAUGGACCCCGUCAUCGCCAACCACGUCGUCAACCAGCUUGCCUUUUCACGCCUUUCGUCGACGCCGCUGUCGACCAUUGUGCAGCACCUGCCGGCCGAGUCGAGGGCCGUCGGGCUGGACCAUGACGCGCUGCGCGAGGCCAUCGAGUCAACGGCGUGUAUCGGCAUCAUCCGCCGUGAGGGCAAGGACGCGGCGGGCAAGGCGCUUGAGAGCGAGUACUACUAUAUCCCGGAGCACGAUGAUGACGAGCAGCGCCGCGCCGCCGUGGUUGACGGCUUGCGGAAGCCCAGCCUGCGAGCCUGCAGGAAGCAACACAAGCAAUAUUACUGGAAGCGCCCGCGCACUCCGUAA